Molecule: messenger RNA, 2192 nt
Organism: Rana temporaria (common frog)
Lineage: Eukaryota; Metazoa; Chordata; Amphibia; Anura; Ranidae
Gene: SCP2
Product: sterol carrier protein 2
Exons: 16
Coding region: 99-1709 (536 amino acids)
Molecular function (GO): acyltransferase activity, transferring groups other than amino-acyl groups
Source: RefSeq, a predicted model, not a curated record
UAUCGCCGCUUUAAGAGCGCUGCCAGAGUUCUGUCCGGGAGCAGAGUGCUGAUCGUUACUGUACUAGUCCGGGAAAAGGUCCGAUCAUCGCCGGGAACAUGGGACCCGUCCAGAGGAGGGUGUAUGUGGUGGGAGUCGGCAUGACCAAGUUUCUGAAGCCUCGUGAUGCCGUUGACUAUACAGACAUGGCAAAGGAAGCUGGGCAGAGCGCUCUUGCAGAUGCGGGGAUUCCAUACUCGUUGGUGGAACAGGCCUGCGUUGGCUAUGUCUAUGGUGACUCCACAUGUGGGCAGCGAGCAAUCUAUCACAGCCUGGGGCUUACAGGAAUCCCAAUCAUCAAUGUCAACAAUAACUGCUCCACUGGCUCCACCGCCCUCUUCAUGGGCAGACAGCUGAUUCAAGGAGGCCUGGCAGACUGUGUUCUAGCCCUCGGGUUUGAGAAGAUGGAGCGAGGAUCUUUAAAGCCCAAGUUUCUUGACCGGACUAACCCCCUGGAUAAGCAUGUGGAAGUUAUGGCAGGCAAACAUGGCCUGGAGCCCGCACCAUUGGCCCCCCAGAUGUUUGGAAGAGCUGGUCGUGAACAUAUGCAAAAGUAUGGAACAAAGCCAGAACAUUUUGCCAAGAUUGCAUGGAAGAACCACAAACACUCUACGAACAACCCGAACUCGCAGUUUCAAGAGGAAUACAGUCUAGAUGAAGUUCAAAAAUCCCGGAAAGUCUUUGAUUAUCUUACAGUUCUUCAGUGCUGCCCAACUUCAGAUGGAGCAGCCGCUGCUGUACUGGUUAGUGAGGACUUUGUUCAUAAACACAGUUUGGAGAGGCAGGCAGUAGAGAUCGUGGCACAGGAGAUGGUCACCGAUACCCCCAGUACAUUUGAGGAGGAGAGCUCCAUUAAACUGGUUGGCUUUGACAUGACGAAGACUGCAGCCGAUCGGUGUUAUCAGAAGUCCGGUGUGAGGCCAGAAGAUGUGGAUGUGAUUGAACUUCAUGAUUGCUUCUCUGCUAAUGAGCUCAUUACAUAUGAAGCACUGGGACUCUGUCCUUUAGGGCAAGCCGGGGAAUUGAUUGACAGAGGAGACAAUACGUAUGGAGGACAGUGGGUCAUCAAUCCAAGCGGUGGACUUAUCUCCAAAGGACAUCCUCUGGGAGCAACAGGCCUGGCUCAGUGUGCAGAACUCUGCUGGCAGCUCAGAGGUCAGGCCGGUAAAAGACAAGUUCCCGGAGCCAAGCUAGCCCUGCAGCACAACAUUGGACUCGGGGGAGCCGUAGUGGUCACAUUAUACAAGAUGGGAUUCCAGGAUGCAGAGCCCAGGUCCACCCGUAUCCAGCUGGCACCAACCAGUGCUGGAGAUGGAUUUAAAGCUGAAUUUGUGUUCAAGGAGAUCGAAAAGAAGCUGCAAGAGGAAGGGGAGCAAUUUGUGAAAAAGAUCGGAGGUGUGUUUGCCUUUAAGGUAAAAGAUGGGCCUGGAGGGAAGGAGGCCCUUUGGGUUGUUGAUGUGAAGAAUGGAAAAGGAUCGGUGCACUAUGACUCAGAUAAAAAGGCAGAUUGCACAAUCACAAUGUCAGACUCUGACCUCCUGGCUUUGAUGACUGGAAAGAUCAAUCCUCAGACAGCUUUCUUCCAGGGCAAGCUGAAAAUCAAUGGAAAUAUGGGACUGGCCAUGAAACUGCAGAGCCUACAACUGCAGCCAGUGAAAGCCAAGCUGUAAAGUGAUCAACCACCACCAGAUAAAUGUGAAUCGCCAUUGCUGAAGUCCAAUGGAAUGAAGAGCUGAUGAGAUGGACUCAUUUGGGAUCAACCACUACCGCUACUGUCCUGCGACUGAGACGCGAAGAACCGUCUUCCCCUUUUAUUUCUGGAGGGGUCAGUAGCUGAUGGGGUCCCAAUUCUACACCUGUAUGUUCCGCUCUUCUGAUAAAUUGUGAGCAUUGCUGGCCUCUCUAGAAAUGACAUGGAGGGGUCGCCCUGUAAUCGCUUACCUUCAUCUCACCAAUACUAAUGGAUCUGAAUAACCUCCGAAGAAAAUCAAGAGUGUAUAAAUAAUUGAACUAAUUCCAUUGAUCACAGAAGUGAGCCCUUACCCUGAAAUCCUGCUCGGGUUCUGGAUUCAUGCACUGCGUUCUGCAGGACUCCAAUAUAACAGAAUGACUUUUUCUCUAAUAAUGACUUUCAAUAAAAAAAAAAAUACUAA